Molecule: messenger RNA, 1222 nt
Organism: Ceratitis capitata (Mediterranean fruit fly)
Lineage: Eukaryota; Metazoa; Arthropoda; Insecta; Diptera; Tephritidae
Gene: eIF2beta
Product: eukaryotic translation initiation factor 2 subunit 2
Exons: 3
Coding region: 153-1100 (315 amino acids)
Biological process (GO): formation of cytoplasmic translation initiation complex; formation of translation preinitiation complex; translational initiation
Cellular component (GO): eukaryotic translation initiation factor 2 complex
Molecular function (GO): translation initiation factor activity; translation initiation factor binding; mRNA binding
Source: RefSeq, a predicted model, not a curated record
AUUAAUUGCCUUGUCAGCUAAACGCAAUCGAACUACAAUACUGUCUGAUGCAAUAAAUUGUUGAAGUUAUUUUUCAUCAAAAGGAGUAGUUUAAACAAAAAUUUGUAUAAAAGUUGAAUAGAGCAAGACUCAAUUCUACAUAAAGUAUCACUAUGGACACUGAGAAUGGGUUUGAUCCAACUUUAUUAAAAAAGAAGAAAAAGAAGAAGACUUUCGAUCUAGACGCCGCACUUGGACUUGAUGAAGGCAACAAGAAAGAGGAGCCUAAAGAAGAGGCCCCACUGGAUACAGCAGCAGCUGAUUUAGACGAUAAUCUUGAUUUAGAAAGUUUUGGAAAGAAGAAAAAGAAGAAGAAGAAGCCUUUUAACUUGGAUGAACUUGAAGGUGCUUUACCUUCGGCGAAAGAAGAUGAGGAAGAGAAUAAUACUGCUGCGCAGGAGGAGCCAGAGGAUGACGAUAUCAAUUUAGAUAUGGACUUCUCUAUGGCCAAAAAGAAGAAGAAGACUAAAAAGAAGGAUUUAGAUGAACUUUUUGCCGAUAAAGGAGAAGAAGAAAGGAGUGAGGACAAAGAAAACAUUGAUGACAACAGUACAUCUUGGGCCGGUUCAGAUCGUGAUUACACAUAUGAUGAAUUAUUAAAACGUGUUUUCGAAAUUAUACUCGAUAAAAAUCCAGAUAUGGCGGCUGGUCGUAAGCCAAAAUUCGUUAUGAGACCUCCUCAAGUAUUGCGUGUCGGCACAAAGAAAACUUCAUUUGCAAACUUUAUGGAUAUUGCAAAAACACUUCAUCGUCUGCCUAAACAUUUAUUGGACUUUUUGUUAGCUGAGUUGGGUACCAGUGGUUCAAUGGACGGAAACCAACAACUUAUUAUAAAAGGUCGUUUCCAGCCUAAACAGAUCGAAAAUGUGCUGCGUCGUUAUAUCAAAGAGUAUGUCACCUGCCACACCUGCCGCUCUCCUGAAACUAUUUUGCAAAAAGACACCCGGCUUUUCUUCCUACAAUGUGAAUCCUGUGGGUCUAGAUGUUCCGUAGCAAGCAUAAAAUCUGGUUUCCAAGCCGUAACUGGAAAACGAGCAGCGAUUCGUGCGAAAACUUCAUAAAAUACAUCAUCUUUUCGUCACUAGAAUUUCUUUUGUUCUUUUCCUAUUGAAGAUUUAUUUAGUUAUAACAAAUUCGACAUAUGACAAAGAGCAAGGAAAAAAUAGAACAAGUUGAACUAAGC